AUGGCGCACUCUAGUGUAAUCUUAGUUUUCUCCCUCACCAUUCCAUUCGUGCCCCAGGUGCUGUACGCGCCGCGCAAGAUCGGCGACAAGCUGUUCCAGUCAGCCUUCAAGGACAACGACAAGGUGCGCGUGGCGGGCUUCGAGACGGUGGACAGCAUGCUGACCACCUUCCACAAGGUGUCGCCAAAGCCGAAGCGCGGUCCCGAGCAGCGCGUCGUCGCCGUCACGCUGGGCGAGAGCGGAGAGGCCGUCUCGAAGCAUGGGCUCGCGUUCAGCGUCAGCUUCUACGACGAGUUCGUGUACAUGUCGAAGCGGCUCAACGGGUACGCGCUGUUCGAGCCGCUGCCCAACCCGGUGACGCAGCGUGAGAGCGUCGCCUGCCUCCAGCUCGCGCUGAGCCAGGCGCACCUCGCAUCGGUGGCGGCCGACAAGCAGUACGCCGAGAAACCUUACAGCAUAGCCACGCAUCGAAUCACCGAGGGGCCGUACCCGCUCGACGCGCCUUCGCACCGGUGGCUGAUGCUGAUACGGUUGGGUGUCGGGUACUUGGUGCCCUUCUGCUUGAUUCUGUCGCGCGUGGUAGAGGAAACGCAGCAGGGAAUGCGUGAGAAGCUUCGCCUGGUCGGCCUCCGCGCUACCGCCUACCGCGCGGGUCACUGGAUGGCCGGCUUCUUCUCGGGGAUUGUGAGCGUCGCCAUGGUCAUGGCCUACAUGACCGCCGUAGAGAACACCAGUGAUCAUGGCUCGCAGGCCUUCCUGGACGGCACAAACAAGCUGGUGGUUCUCAUGUGCUUCGGCCUCUUCACGGCGCAGUACAUUUCGAAGGCGAUGCUUCUUGCGCUCUUCUUUAGAGACACUGCACUGGCUGUGGUGUUCGGUGUGCUGUACUGGCACAUCAGCUACGUAAUGCCCUGCGUAAUUCUCGAAGAUAUGCAGGGUCGCGCGGCCCAUUACAUCCUCCUGGAUCGCUGGACCAAGCUUCUCACCGCAACGUUGCCAUGUGUCGGCAUGCACUGGUGCUUCCGCAUUAUUGGCUGUGCCAACACUGUCGGUAACAAUGUGUUUUUUUCUCAUCUCUCUACACACGCUACAUUGCGUUAG
Dermacentor andersoni is the source of this 1101-nucleotide messenger RNA. RefSeq lists its product as uncharacterized. Gene Ontology annotation, cellular component: membrane. Lineage: Eukaryota; Metazoa; Arthropoda; Arachnida; Ixodida; Ixodidae. The record is from RefSeq and is a predicted model, not a curated record. Gene Ontology annotation, molecular function: ABC-type transporter activity.